Messenger RNA from Penicillium salamii, 2568 nucleotides. Lineage: Eukaryota; Fungi; Ascomycota; Eurotiomycetes; Eurotiales; Aspergillaceae. The record is from the annotation of a GenBank genome assembly.
AUGCACACGAAUACCCCGAAUGUGGCGGCUGACCGAGCCGACGCUGUUCCCACGCCCGAGGAUGUCAAGAGAAGCCCCACCUCCAACACGCAUGAAAGCGACCGGUCCCCGCAGCACGCCCACCAAAGAUUGGUAUUCGUUGAUCCAGUCGCCCUCCGAUACCUCGAAGAAGAUUCUUCAACCGAUGUGCUUCAACGACGUGCUACACUGCAAGGAUACGAGAUCUAUAUUGUUGAACAAUGGGCCUGCUCUCGCGUGCAUCCGACGUUCGUCAUCUCUACAUUCACCGGCGACCUGUCGCAUACUGUGAUAGUAGGUGUGCUGAGUGUCCCGACGAAUGAAAAUGCAUGGUCGCCCCGCCUGCGGAUGUAUUUCGAUGCGAUGAAGCAAUGCCACGCCAAAACGAAGGAAACACCACUAGGGACAGUCAUGAUUACAGAUCUGGGCUCGUUUCCGUCCGCACUGAGUGUGAUUCCCGUCCCGGGUGGUGACAUCAAGAAACACAGAGAGGAUUUUAUAGUUAACGAGAACUUGAAAAGACUGGGAUGCGCUGGCCGUGCCGGGCUGAAGCUACAGUCACCGUCUGCCGCUACCGAGGCAAAGUUCCACCAGUUGUACCGAACCAGCGAGAGAGUUCCACUAUAUGCUGCAGUCAUCGAACUGGUCAAACAGUGCCAAAUAGCACUGAUGGUGUUUGACAAAUUAGCACCAGAGUAUGUCGAUGGCCUGCUAUGUGAUGUGACAGAGGCUGCCAUCAGUGACUGGUGGACAGACAUCGGGACGGAUCUCUACAACAUUGAACCAAGUGAUAGCAGUCUCGGGCCCACAAGCGUGGCUGCAAUGCUAGGAACCUUGCUUGGGGCCCGAAACAGACUCCAUACAUAUGGCGCCCCAGUGGGGAAGGAUGCAUUUGACUUCCCUAAUUUGAAGAGAGGCAUCGGAGGAUUCCAAAAAUCGCAAAAGAUGAAGCGCACGCGGAGACUCGAUCGACAUACUUUGGAACGUUUACAUCGCGCCACGGCCAAAGCCGCAAACUCAGAAGGAUGGACAGAUGCGGUGAAGUCAACAAUGGCCGAACUGAGUGGCCAGGGUGGUGAAAUGGUGAUGGGGAUGGUUCGCGGGCGCGACAAAGGUGGUAUCGCUGAUAUCGAAACGCUCGAUCUGGACACUUUCGUACAGUGCUGCAAUGGUGGAAGAGCAAAGUGGCUUUGGCUCGGUAGACCGCGAAAGAGUGGCCACGAAGACGAGUUCACACGUGGCACCGGAUCAGACAUGAUGUUCACCACCGACGAACAAGGUGGAUAUGUCUGGACUAGCCGCAAGAAACACUCAGGGGAAGAUGCGAUCCCAGAACGAUCCAGCCUUGCUCUCGAUCGCCCGACAUACAUACCCGAUGCAUCGGGGGCUGAGGAUAAAGACCAUCGCAAGAAGGGUGUCAGUGGGCGAGUUUCGGAUGCUCGUGCAGGACUGGGUCGCUUCAAGGAUGCAGUUGGGCUUCAAGGCCUUCGCUCGCACCACCACCACCAUUCAAGAGAUCACUCCGAAUUGACACAUGAUGCUGCCUACCGCCCGUCUAUUGACAGUGAUAGCGAGACGCCGCCCACGAGAACGCGGACAAACUCUGGCUUCAGGUCUGAAUCAAAAGUAACCAAUGAAUUUGAAGAUGCCAUCGAAGAGGAGAAUGAGCAGGAGGAACAAUCAGCUCGACUGUCGCCAAUUCCUGACUCUGGCGAAACCAAAGCUCCUGAAAUCUAUAUCGAGUCUGCACCACUUGAAGAUGAGCCCGAGCCGAGUCAUUUGGACCAGUCCCUCGCGCAGCAGACUCAAAUGUUUGAUGAAGAAUCAGACAUGGAACGGGUAAUGUCUCGGUCUACUGCAGCGUCUACCGAUCGCGAGCGUGAUCGGGACGGUUCAAUAAGUGAGCUUGCUACCAUGGCCCUACGGCGACCCCAAAGCUGUGAAGGGUUGCAAGAUAUUGAACGCGAGAUGGACAGGCGAGACAAUUACUGCGCACGACAUUUGUCGUUCAGUACAGUCGAAGAAGUGGUACUAAAAUGGGAGCCUGCAGGCGGGAAGCCCACAGUCAAUGAUACCAGCAAUCUGGAAGAAGCCAUUGCUCAAGAAAACAUGCUCUCGUCCGAAGGGCGGAUCUUCAGUUCACGGAUCCUCGAAUUGAGCCAGCACACUGCGCCUUGGGUUGAGCGGCAGGUGGACUCUGUGGAUGGUCUCAACCAGAUACUGUACGAGAGACACGAAGAGCUCAAUUCAGUCUACCUGGAACGGUUCUCAGAAUAUCAGCGCCUGCGAGAGCGAUCCAGCGAUAUCCUGAUGGAUGAAGGCCACCAAUUGGCCGAUGGGGUGAAGCGAGUUGAAUUGCUGGGCGCCAAACUUGACUACGAGCUGCGUGUCCUCGAGUCUAAGGUCGAGGACAUGGAAGCUGGGGUCAGCGACUUUGACCGUCACAUUGUAAAUGUUGAGACGAGGAUCAAAUCCCUUGUCAAAGGCGAGGAACAGCACGAUACCUCAUGGGCUGCAUGGAUAGCGCGAGCCAUGGGAUUCUCGACCUGA